CAGUCGACGAACUACUCGCAUUAGUGCAUCGACGAGAGACGUUGUUGUAGGAGAGAUGCAAGAUGCUAGUUCUCCCUGAUGUUGGUCUGAAAAGACAAUCCCGAGUCUGAAACAAUGAACGUGCCUGUUUGAAUGAAUCUCUCACCUACUGUAGUACCUACACUCUACAGUGCAGUGUUGUAGUUGUACUCAUUCAAGACAAACGUGCAAGCAGUAGAGUUGAAUGAUCAAGUAACACGAUGGCGAUAACUUCAACGUUCAUAGUGAUUUGUUUGAGUGUCUUCCCCGCUGCAAUAGUCUGCCAUCGCAGCCAUGGAAUGCCUGGCACCAAGCCAGAUGCAGGGAGUCCCUGGGCGAAUGUCUGUGAUGAUGGCCAGACUGGCGUGGAAAGUGACUUCAUGAUGGUGGAUGAAUCACACUGGACGUGCCAAGGACCCUUUAUGAGACCCAAAACACACUUGAAGGCUGUGGUGGAAGACAAGUGCUAUGCAAUCGAGAAGCCUAAACACAUUUGUGUCGGCGGUAACGUGACAUACUCCACUAACCCGCCACUGAGUGGUGGUCAUCGUCCCUCCUGGCCGGUGUAUGGCGAGUAUAAAUACCUGCCAGCUCCGCGCUAUCUCCAUGGUAUGGAGCACGGAGCUAUCGUCAUGCUGUACAAUCCGUGUGCAUCACCAAAUGACGUAGCACGGCUGAAGCGAAUCGUAUCGGGCUGUUUGCGACGACACUUGAUCACACCAUAUGUCAACCUUAGUACACCAUUGGCCGUCCUCUCCUGGGGCUGCAUACUGCGCUUGAACUAUGUGGACGAGGCUGCAGUGCAAGCGUGGAUACAGCUCCAUGCCCUGAACUCUGGGCGCGAAUCUGGUGUGUACGCCGAUGGCCAGUAUACGCAUGAGCUUCUCAAAGUCACCAUGGUCGUGUCGGAUAUGAAGGACAGGCAUUUAUGUCCAGGAGCAGGAAAAGCUGCUGGCGGCCAGAUAGCGAAUGGCAAAUCCACUGUUGCUAGCAGCACUGUCCGUACCACCAUUAAACCGGAACCAGGUACAGCCACAUUUACCCUACACACUACCACCACUACCACCAGGCACACAGUAUCGGCGGCAGUAGAGAAGUCGCAAACAGCUACACACAGAGCCUCUGUCAGGACUGGGUCGCCAACUGCAGCCAAAAGCACAUUGUCACCUGCACAGAAUCCUGUUACAACACUAGUUCCCAGUUCACCUGAACUCCAGACAACUACUGUACACGUUGCUGAAACUGAGCAACGAACUACAACACGGGAAAUCCCCACUGCCACCGAGACUGAGAGACAGACUAGAACACAGGGAAUCUCCACUGCCACUGUGCCGGAAAUGUCCCAACCUGAGCAUCAUCUACAUGCCACAGUGCAAUCUGUUGAGUUGUCACGACAAGCCACGGCCACAUCUAAGGAUGUUGCACACCACACACAGACUGGCACUAUAACUGCUGCUACUGGUAGCUCAACCACCCCUAGGAGCAGAGUAGCAGCAGCAGGGAGAGUGAAUCAAAUGUCACAAUCCACAAGUAGUAAUCGUCCAACGGGUGCUUCCACUACUGCACCGAGUUCCUCCAGUGUGUUGGACUCGCCGACUUCGGCAGAACUGAGCAAUGACACCGGUCUAGUGAACCACUGUGUCAAUCAUACUCUCCAUCAUUGCCUGCGCAAGAUCGCCACGUCCAAGUCAGUCUGGGCUGCUGUUGCUAUUCUCUUUGUUGUGCUGGUGGUCACUGCUGGCUUACUGUGCAUGCAGCGGCAGAGAACGGCAUCAGCAUUGUGCUGUUGCUUACGCACACGCUACAUCAUGGCCAAUGAGAAAGUACUGGCGUAUGAACAGCGCGGCAAACACAAGCAACCCCUGACGCAGCAGUUCCGCCAUCUCUCAACGCAGAUCAAUGGCCGAAGCGGACGGAACGGUGGUGCCAACUAUGUCAAGCUGCAGCAGGACGAAGAGGAUGAUGAUCUAGUGUGAUGUGCACUGGUGUGUGUGUGUGUGUGCGUGUGUGUGCGUGUGUGUGUGCGUGUGUGUGUGCGUGUGCGUGUGUGUGUGUGUGUGUGUGUGUGUGUGUGUGUGUGUGCAUGUAUACUACAGUUAUGUUCUGGUCCAUAUCCAGCUAGAAGAAGACCAGGGAUACAUAAUAUACAUACAGUCGUGUUGAGUAGUCAGUGAGCUGGCACUGCUUGAAAAUGCUUGCUGUUCCGUACCUUGGGUAGUGGAAAUCGUCGCCAGCUUAUGCACAGUCACAAGUCACCUUUUGGCCAAGUUCACUUUCACUUGGGGCCUCAUUCUGAAGGCCUGGCUUUGUGAACUGUGUUCAUCUCAACUCUUUACGUUCAUCCAUUGCUUGGCUGUAUCCAUGUCUCAGGGUAUUCAUUGCUCAUUGCUGCAUUUCCUCUCAACAGAUUGUCUCUAUCCCGAACUAUUCUUAGUUAAUUUCAGCUUGUGUUGAGUUACUUCUUGAGAACAACUAAACAUACUUGAGGGCAAGUGCUUGUCCACUUGCCUUGCCACCCAUUAUAUUUUUUUAGCAGACUUUUAUUCGGACAUACCCAUAACCGUUUUUUUGCAUUCCACCCCUAGUUUCUUUAUGUAGCAGUAGGUAACUGUAAGAACAUGUUGACCUCCUCGUACCAGGA
Molecule: messenger RNA, 2659 nt
Organism: Sycon ciliatum
Lineage: Eukaryota; Metazoa; Porifera; Calcarea; Leucosolenida; Sycettidae
Exons: 7
Coding region: 240-1994 (584 amino acids)
Cellular component (GO): cytoplasm
Source: RefSeq, a predicted model, not a curated record